Molecule: messenger RNA, 2313 nt
Organism: Salvia hispanica
Lineage: Eukaryota; Viridiplantae; Streptophyta; Magnoliopsida; Lamiales; Lamiaceae
Biological process (GO): plant-type cell wall organization
Molecular function (GO): structural constituent of cell wall
Source: RefSeq, a predicted model, not a curated record
CAAAAAAAAUCCAUCUCCACAACUACAUAGUCUUUCAUUAGCAACCAUGAAGAGCUUCAUGGAACCCCGACUGUGGGUUCUGGUGGCUCUCGUCACCACCUUCGCUGCCACGGCAAAUGCCGACUCCGGGUGGAACUCCAAAUUGGAUAACUUAUCACCACAUCUUCCCUAUGUUUACAGCUCCCCACCUCCACCACCUUACAAAUAUGAAUCUCCUCCUCCACCGCCAUACAAGUACAAAUCACCACCGCCACCGCCUUACAAAUACGAGUCACCUCCACCACCGCCUUAUAAGUAUAAGUCACCACCACCUCCACCUUACAAGUACGAGUCUCCACCACCACCACCUUACAGGUACAAGUCACCGCCACCACCACCAUACAAAUAUGAAUCUCCACCACCAUCACCAUACAAGUACGAAUCACCUCCGCCACCACCAUACAAAUACAAGUCACCACCACCACCUCCUUACAAGUAUGAAUCACCUCCGCCACCACCCUACAAAUACAAGUCACCACCACCACCUCCGUACAAGUAUGAGUCUCCACCACCACCACCUUACAAGUACAAGUCACCUCCUCCACCGCCAUACAAAUAUGAAUCUCCCCCACCACCACCUUAUAAGUAUGAAUCACCCCCACCACCACCCUACAAUUAUAAGUCACCACCACCUCCCCCGUAUGUGUACAAGUCUCCCCCGCCACCGCCUUACAAGUACGAAUCACCUCCACCACCACCCUACAAAUAUAAAUCACCACCACCGCCGCCUUACAAGUACGAAUCGCCUCCACCUCCGCCAUACAAAUAUGAAUCUCCACCGCCUCCACCUUACAAGUACAAGUCACCUCCACCACCGCCAUACAAAUAUGAAUCACCACCACCACCUCCUUACAAGUAUGAAUCACCUCCACCACCACCAUACAAAUAUAAUUCACCACCCCCACCUCCUUACGUGUACAAAUCUCCCCCACCACCGCCUUACAAGUAUGAAUCACCUCCGCCACCACCAUACAAGUACGAAUCACCUCCGCCACCACCAUACAAAUACAAGUCACCACCACCACCUCCUUACAAGUACGAAUCACCUCCGCCACCACCCUACAAAUAUAAGUCACCACCACCACCUCCUUACAAGUACGAGUCGCCUCCACCACCACCGUACAAGUAUGAAUCGCCUCCACCUCCACCUUACAAGUACGAGUCUCCACCACCACCUCCAUAUGUUUACAAGUCUCCACCACCACCACCCUAUAAGUAUGAAUCUCCUCCACCACCACCAUACAAGUACGAGUCUCCACCACCACCUCCAUAUAAGUACGAGUCACCUCCACCACCGCCAUACAAAUACAAAUCUCCACCACCACCUCCAUAUGUUUACAAAUCUCCACCACCACCCCCUUACAAGUAUGAAUCACCUCCACCACCACCUUACAAAUAUGAGUCACCACCACCUCCUCCUUAUGUAUACAAGUCUCCCCCUCCACCACCUUACAAAUACGAGUCACCGCCGCCACCACCCUACAAGUACAAGUCACCACCACCACCACCGUACGUCUACAAGUCUCCACCACCACCACCUUACAAGUAUGAGUCACCCCCACCUCCUCCAUAUCUAUACAAAUCCCCACCACCACCCCCUUAUAAAUAUGAAUCACCUCCACCCCCACCUUACAAGUACGAGUCACCACCACCUCCUCCAUAUCUUUACAAGUCUCCUCCACCACCACCUUACAAGUAUGAAUCACCACCACCACCACCUUACAAGUACGAGUCACCUCUACCACCACCCUACAAAUACAAGUCACCUCCUCCACCUCCUCCUUAUGUUUACAAAUCUCCACCACCGCCAGCAUACAAAUAUGAGUCUCCACCGCCCCAUCCCUACAACUAUAAAUCUUCACCAACACCACCUCACAAGGAUGACUGUCCACCACCAUCAUAUCAGUACAAAUCUCCACCACCUCCAGCACACAAGUACUAAUCACCCCACACCCAUCAUACAUCUCCCCAUCUCCCCAUCCACUAUCAUCCACUUUGUUAUUAUAUCCCUUCACCUCCUUCAGAUUAUUUAUUUACCAAAACCACCAUCAUUAUCCCAUUCAAACAAACCGUGGUUCUUUUUUUGGUUGCUUCAUUAAUAUUGUAAAAAUAAAGGUCUCACCUCUCUUCUAGUAUCCAUACUGCUCAGCAUCCUACCAAGAAGGAGUUGCUGAUUAAAAAAGAGUGGAUGAUCGAUGCUUGCAAUCUUUCUCUUUCAUUGUAACUUAUGUUUGUUCAUGUACUUUAUAUAUUUAAUGGAUUUUUUUAUAUCAA